GGGCGGUAUCGAAGAAAGCAGCUGUCAUGGCGGAGCUGAGUGAAGCGCUACUCUCUGUGCUGCCGUCUAUUCGGGUGCCCAAGGCCGGAGACCGCGUUCAUAAAGAUGAGUGUGCCUUCUCCUUCGAUACCCCGGAGUCUGAUGGCGGCUUGUAUAUUUGCAUGAACACAUUCUUGGGCUUUGGAAAGCAGUAUGUGGAGAAACAUUAUGAAAAAACAGGCCAGCGGGUCUAUCUGCAUCUUAAGAAGACACGCAAAUUGAAAGAAGAAGACAGCAACUCCAGUGCUGGUGAUCCUCCUAGGAAGAAACCAACCCGUCUAGCUAUUGGUGUGGAGGGUGGAUUUGACAUCCCAGAGGAGAAAUAUGAAUAUGACGAACAUGUCAAAAUAGUUAUUUUGCCAGACCACUUGGAUAUCCCUCGGGAUGGUCUAGAUGGUCUGCCAGACAAGGUCAAGGACCGGAUUUCCAGUGCAAUUGACGCUAUUCUGACAGCAGAUUCUGCCUCACGGAAACAGGAGGUGCAGGCUUGGGAUGGGGAGGUUCGGCGUGUGUCCAGACAUGCCUUCUCACUUCAGCAGCUCCCGAAUGGUGUGCGUAUCCCCCCUUGUGGCUGGAAGUGCAGCAAGUGCGACAUGCGUGAGAAUCUGUGGCUCAACAUGACAGAUGGCUCCAUCUUGUGUGGGCGGCGCUAUUUUGAUGGCAGUGGGGGCAACAACCACGCCGUGGAACAUUACCGGGAGACCGGCUAUCCCUUGGCUGUGAAGUUGGGAACCAUCACUCCUGAUGGUGCUGAUGUCUAUUCCUACGAUGAGGAUGACAUGGUUUUGGACCCCAACUUGGCUGAGCACUUGGCUCAUUUUGGGAUUGACAUGCUCAAAAUGCAGAAGACUGACAAGACAAUGACAGAACUGGAAAUCGAUAUGAACCAGCGAAUUGGCGAGUGGGAGCUGAUCCAGGAGUCAGGGGUGCAGCUCAAGCCCCUCUAUGGCCCUGGCUACACGGGUAUCCGCAAUCUGGGGAACAGCUGCUACCUCAACUCUGUAGUGCAGGUGCUGUUCAGCAUACCGGACUUCCAGCGAAAGUAUGUAGACAAGAUAGAGAAAAUAUUCCAGAAUGCUCCCUCAGAUCCUACACAAGACUUCAGCACACAAGUAGCCAAGCUGGGCCAUGGUCUGCUCUCUGGGGAAUAUUCAAAACCUGCUUCUUCAGAUGGAGAACAGCAAGUGGAGCAGAAGGGCAUUCAAGAUGGCAUCGCACCACGAAUGUUUAAAUCUCUUGUUGGCAAAGGCCAUCCAGAGUUUUCUACCAAUCGGCAGCAAGACGCUCAGGAGUUCUUCCUGCACUUCAUCAACAUGGUGGAGAGGAACUGCCGUAGCUCUGAAAACCCAAAUGAGGUCUUCCGCUUCCUGGUGGAAGAGAAGCUCAAAUGCUUGGCAACGGAAAAAGUGAAAUACACGCAGCGUGUUGAUUAUAUCAUGCAGCUGCCGGUGCCAAUGGAUGCGGCACUGAACAAAGAUGAACUGCUGGAAUAUGAAGAAAAGAAGCGACAAGCAGAAGAAGAAAAGCAGCCACUGCCUGAGCUGGUCCGUGCCAAGGUGCCUUUCAGCUCCUGCCUUGAGGCCUAUGGAGCCCCAGAACAAGUAGAUGACUUCUGGAGCACAGCCUUGCAGGCCAAGUCUGUGGCACUCAAGACAACUCGAUUUGCCUCCUUUCCAGAUUAUCUAGUUAUCCAGAUCAAGAAAUUCACUUUUGGCCUAGAUUGGGUGCCCAAAAAGCUUGAUGUCUCCAUUGAAAUGCCAGAUGAGCUGGACAUCUCUGCACUUCAGGGGACUGGUCUGCAGCCUGAGGAGGAGGAGAUGCCUGAUAUAGCCCCCCCGCUAGUGACGCCAGACGAGCCCAAAGGUAGCCUGGGUUUCUAUGGCAACGAGGACGACGACUCCUUCUGCUCCCCUCACUUCUCCUCUCCGACAUCCCCCAUGUUGGAUGAGUCUGUGAUUACUCAACUAGUGGAGAUGGGCUUUCCAAUGGAUGCCUGCCGUAAAGCUGUGUAUUACACUGGGAACAGCGGAGCUGAAGCUGCGAUGAACUGGGUCAUGUCGCACAUGGAUGAUCCAGAUUUUGCAAAUCCUCUGAUACUUCCAGGAUCUAGUGGCCCAGGUUCUACCAUCACUUGUCCAGAUCCCCCAUCUGAAGAUAGUGUAGCAACCAUAGUCUCCAUGGGCUUCUCCCGGGAUCAGGCUAUGAAAGCACUAAGAGCUACGAGUAACAGCCUGGAGAGGGCUGUGGAUUGGAUCUUCAGUCAUAUUGAUGAUCUGGAUGCAGAAGCUGCCAUGGAUAUAUCUGAGGGGCGUUCAGCAGCAGAAUCCAUCUCUGAAUCUGUCCCUGUGGGGCCAAAAGUGCGUGAUGGACCUGGAAAAUACCAGCUUUUUGCCUUCAUCAGCCACAUGGGCACAUCUACGAUGUGUGGCCAUUAUGUCUGUCAUAUCAAGAAGGAUAACAGAUGGGUGAUCUAUAAUGACCAGAAAGUCUGCGCCUCUGAGAAGCCCCCAAAGGAUCUUGGCUACAUCUACUUCUACCAGAGGAUCCCCAGCUAGGUUGCUGCUCUUCUGGGCAUGGUGCAAGAGCCAGCUGAUGGCAGGAAGAGAGGGGAUGGCAGUGAUGAAUUCAGAGAAGAGGGGCAGCUUUCAACCCUUACAUGUCCAUGUGCCACUGCUGCAGCCCCAGAGGCAGGAUUUCUUCAUAGGAAAGCCGGGGUCUGGUGCCCUUGUGGACACAGAUGGGGGGGGUUGGGGCGAAUUUGAAACUCUGUGUAAAAGUAAGAAGAAACAAUCUCACUUGAACCAAUCACCCCAGGAAACAUCCGUGCACACUGUUACUGCUUUAACUAUAACACUUGUGGACUGUUGAGAAGGGGGUGGCGGCAGGAGGGAGCACUUGGUUAUGGGUGGCUUUAUGUAUCAUCCAGGGUGAGCUCUCACCCUCCUGGAAAGUGUGCAGGAAGUAACCUGGGACAUAAAGUAGCACCUGUUCUUCAUGUGGCCCUUAAAUGCCAAAACACACAGGUUCAAAUAAAAACCUUGAACCCCCCUCCA
This is a messenger RNA of Varanus komodoensis (Komodo dragon), 3092 nucleotides long. RefSeq names its product ubiquitin specific peptidase 5 (gene USP5). The record is from RefSeq and is a predicted model, not a curated record. The transcript is spliced from 20 exons. Lineage: Eukaryota; Metazoa; Chordata; Lepidosauria; Squamata; Varanidae. Gene Ontology annotation, biological process: protein deubiquitination. The coding region runs from base 27 to 2594 and encodes 855 amino acids. Gene Ontology annotation, molecular function: cysteine-type deubiquitinase activity; zinc ion binding; protein binding.